AUGAUCCACCCAGAUGAUAGAAACUAUCAAAUGUUGUAUUGGAGAGAUGACAAAGACGAUCCCCUUUCUGUUUACCGUUUAACUACGGUUGUGUUUGGAUUCAACUGUUCACCCUACUUGGCACUAAGGACACUUCACCAACUUAUCAUCGAUGAAGGCGCAAACUUUCCUCUGGCAGCUGAGGCUUUAAAGAAACAAGUAUAUGUAGAUGAUUUAAUUUUAGGUGCCAAUAGCAUAGAACAAGCUUUGGUACUAAGAAAUGAGGUGGAACAACUUCUCUUAAAAGGAUGUUUCGAACUGAGGAAAUGGACUAGCAACUGCCCUCAAAUCAUGGAAACUCUUCCCGACUCUUACAAAGAAACUCCUCUAUAUUUCAACUCCUCGGAUCAACCUUAUUUCAAGGUACUAGGUAUAAAAUGGUCACCUAACUCAGACACUUUCUCUUAUCAGUUGAAUAUCCCAGACACACCUCCCACUAAACGAGGUAUACUUGAAACAGUUAGCAGAAUAUUUGAUCCAAACGGUUGGUUGACUCCAGUCACUCUUUGGGUAAAAGCGUUGAUACAAGUUUUAUGGGCACUAGGUUUAUCAUGGGAUGCGCCUGUACCUCCGGAUCUAACUGAAAAAUGGUCUAAGUUCCUCCAACAACUUCCUUUCUUAAGUGAACUUAGCUUACCUCGAUAUGUUUCCGUAGCUGAUGCUGUUCAUAUCAGUUUACAUGGAUUUUGUGAUGGGUCUGAAACAGGUUACGGAGCUUGUGUCUACUUGCGAUGUGUAAGUUCUUCUGGAGAAAUCAACGUACAUCUAUUAAUUGCCAAAGCUCGAGUUGCUCCUCUUAAGAAGAUCUCCAUCCCUAGACUAGAAUUGUGUGGUGCCCAUCUUUUGUCCAAACUCCUGAACUAUUGCAACUCUCUACUCUCUCAAGAUUAUCUUGUCAACGAAUUAAAUGCUUGGUGUGAUUCAUCUGUAGUCUUGUCAUGGAUAAAAACUGUACCCUACCGCUUAAAAGUUUAUGUUACAAAUCGAGUCUCAGAAAUUCAAGAACUUACUCCUACUUACAUAUGGAAACAUGUCUCAACUCAUUGUAAUCCAGCUGACAUUGCCAGUAGAGGAACCCUUCCCAUUUCUAUGAAAGACAACAGUUUAUGGUGGAACGGUCCCGAUUGGUUAUCUCUGAAUCAGGAAUCGUGGCCUAUUCUUCGCUUCACCCCUCUCCAAGGUGAACAAUUGCCAGAAUGUAAGGCCGAACCUUUGCCAAUAAUGGUUACAACUCAAAAACCAGACUUAUUCAAUAGGUUUUCAUCUUGGUCAACCCUCCAGCGAGUCAUCGCUUACAUUCUACGCUUCAAAAAUAACUUAACAUACCAGGUUAAAGAAUCAGGAUUUUUAAAGCUUGAAGAGCUUGAUAAAGCAACAAUCACUAUCUGUAAAAUUAUUCAACAAACAGUUUUUUCUGAAGAUAUAUCUAGAUUGAAAGCUGGAAAACCUUGUUCCUCCCGUCUUGCGUCUCUCUCCCCCUUCUUAGACGAAAAUGGAUUGAUUCGUGUUGGAGGCCGCCUUAAGCACUCUCAAGUAUCCUACGCUGCAAAGCACCCUAUUGUCUUGGCCAAAACUAACCAUGUCACCAAUCUCAUCGUUGAUCAUUACCAUUUGAAACACUUGCAUGCUGGACCUCAGUUUUUACAAGACGUUAUUUCUCAGAAGUUUUGGAUCCUAUCUUCUCGAAGUGUUAUUCGAAGAAGAGUUUACAAGUGGAUCCGAUGCUUUAAAUGCAAUCAUGAGACCACCACUCAGAAAAUGGGAGAUCUUCCUCCACAACAAGUCCUACCCUCAAGAGUGUUCAACAACUGCAGGCACUCUCCAGACCUAACUUAA
Macrosteles quadrilineatus (aster leafhopper) is the source of this 1875-nucleotide messenger RNA. RefSeq lists its product as uncharacterized. The record is from RefSeq and is a predicted model, not a curated record. Lineage: Eukaryota; Metazoa; Arthropoda; Insecta; Hemiptera; Cicadellidae. The coding region runs from base 1 to 1875 and encodes 624 amino acids. The transcript has a single exon.